Molecule: messenger RNA, 7851 nt
Organism: Dalotia coriaria
Lineage: Eukaryota; Metazoa; Arthropoda; Insecta; Coleoptera; Staphylinidae
Product: protein split ends-like
Exons: 12
Coding region: 143-7492 (2449 amino acids)
Biological process (GO): intracellular signal transduction; monoatomic ion homeostasis; positive regulation of potassium ion import across plasma membrane
Cellular component (GO): cytoplasm
Molecular function (GO): protein serine/threonine kinase activity; potassium channel inhibitor activity; ATP binding
Source: RefSeq, a predicted model, not a curated record
ACCGCCUCAAAUGCAUUGAGUUGUCCGUGAGUGCGCAAAAACGCGCGCAUCCAUCAGGAAAACAAACGCUGAGACUGUUCCGGAUAAAGUGGACACCGAUUCUGGGUCGUCAAGGUGUGAUACGAGUAAUGUGGUGAAUUUAAUGUACGUGCCGAAGAUAACUCACACACCCAGCACGAAUAGCAUUGAUGCGAGGAAAUUCGUCGAGGAUUAUGAGGAGUAUCACGAUUCGUGUUCGGAACUGCCAGAGAAUUCCAACUUCUUAGAGGUGAGUUCCAUUGAUGGGGCGAAGAAAAAAGUCAAAGCCAAGAUGAAGACUAAGGGAGUGAAGAGUGUCAAACAUGGCGGCGUCACCAGGUGUAUUCCGGUUGAGACUGAUGCGAAUAACGAUGAUGAUAGCGAUUUUCCCCAAUCGGAGAUGCAGCUUGUACCCUAUGAUGCAAAGUAUAAUCUACCAAAGAACAUUUUUAACAUGAUGAAUACAGCGCAGAUGGUUGAAAUCACCGAUCAGAAUAUUGAUAUCCUGCAUAAGAAUGUUGAGAUUGCUGAGAAUAAUCCGGAUCUGAUUGCUGAACAACCAGUCAUUGUGUUUCCUUCAAGUAAAAGUCAAGAUAAAGAGUAUGCGAUUGAAGAUGAUGAUGAUGUCUAUAAACCGAUUGCGGUUAGUCCGUGUGGCAGAUUUUUCAAGUAUGAAGAAGAGGUUGGUAGAGGAUCGUUUAAAACAGUCUAUCGUGGUUUAGACUCUCAGACAGGCGUUGCUGUAGCCUGGUGCGAGUUGCAAGAGAAGAAGUUGAACAAAGCGGAGAGGCAGCGUUUCCGUGAAGAGGCUGAAAUGUUGAAAAAGUUGCAACAUGCUAAUAUUGUAAGGUUCUACAACUAUUGGGAGAGUAUUGUUGGUAAUAAAAAGAAGAAUAUUGUAUUGGUUACGGAACUUAUGCUAAGUGGAACUUUAAAAACAUAUUUGAGACGAUUCAAGAAGAUUAAUCCGAAAGUAUUGAAGUCUUGGUGUCGACAGAUAUUGAAAGGCUUAGCGUUUCUGCACUCGCGCAGCCCGCCGAUUAUUCACCGUGAUUUGAAAUGUGAUAACAUUUUUAUCACUGGCACCACCGGUUCGGUGAAAAUCGGCGAUUUGGGUUUAGCGACGUUGAAAAAUCGCAGUUUUGCUAAGUCUGUCAUAGGCACGCCGGAGUUUAUGGCGCCGGAGAUGUAUGAAGAACACUAUGAUGAGGGAGUGGAUGUCUACGCAUUCGGUAUGUGCAUGUUGGAGAUGGCCACCAGUGAAUAUCCGUAUUCUGAAUGUACUGGACCAGCACAAAUCUACAAGAAAGUUAUUUCUGGCGUGAAGCCGGCAAGUUUCGAAAAAGUGGCGAACCCAGAGGUGCGCGACGUAAUCGAGAGCUGCAUCCGGCCGCGCAAGGAGGACCGCCCCAAAGUGAAGGAUCUCCUCGUGCAUCCGUUCUUCGAGGAGGAUGUAGGCUUGAAGAUCGAUUUGGUGACGCAGAUUGAGAGCAAGAUCAUUUUUCGGCUGCGCGUUAUAGACCCCAAGAAGCGGACGCAUAAACAUAAGGAGAAUGAAGCUAUUCAGUUCGAGUUUGAUAUAGAAACGGACCGCUUUGAUGUAAUCGCUGAGGAAAUGGCGAAGUCUGGAAUCAUUUUUGAAGAGGACGCGAAAAUUGUUGCAAAGUUGCUGAGAGCGCAGGUGACUCAGAUUACAAAAGAGAAGCAGAAGCAGCAGUAUCUGCAACAGCAGUAUUUGCAACAACAGCAAAUGGAUUCGUCGAAUGUUCAACAACAGCAGGUACAGCAGGUGCAACAGGUUCCUGGUCAAGGAGGACAACAGGGCCAACAGGCUGGAAAUGCUAAUUAUACUUACGCGGCUGCUGCUGCAGCUGCGCAGUCGAAUCAAUCUUCCGCACAGGUUCAACCUGUGCAGCAAGUACAACAGGUACAACAACAACAGACUUACCCACAGGAUUAUCAACAGCAAGCUUACCAACAGCAGCAGCAGCAACAACAGAAUUAUAACAACCAACAACAGCAACAUCAAGUACCUCAAGUGCAACAAGUACAACAGGUACAACAAGUUUACAAUCAGCCUCCUCCACAGCAACAACAAAGUCAACAACAAGCGCCAACACAGUAUAUACCUGAACAACAGGUACAACAAGUACAGCAGGUACAGCAAGUACCUCAACAGCUUCCACAGCCCGUGCAGCAGUUUGUUGAAACUCCGCAACAACAGGUGCAGCAGAUACCACAACAACAGCAACAACAGGUUGUACAGCAAGUACCGCAAGUACAACAAGUUCAACAGUAUCUUCAAACUCAACCUUUGCCUGAACAUAGGUUGUCAACGGUGUCUCAGCCUGAUUUGAUGGCAUCUUCUCAGGUUGUACCACCACCUGAACAUCGCCUCAGUGUUGAUUCUCAGAUGGACCUCCAGAAACAACAGAUUUUUCAUCAGCAAUCCACCGAGUCUUUGUUGGUUGGUAAUUAUCAGCAACAGAUGAGUAUGCCUGAUCUGCAACAACACAGGAAUUCUGUACCACAUUCUGCAAAUAUGGAGAUGAUGCAGAUGCAACCUGAGCAACAACAACAACAACAACAGCAGGUUGUACAACCGAGACCACUACAACAAAUUUUAGAACAUGAUUCUACCAUGCAACAACAACAGGUACAACAGCAGCAAGUGCAACAACAGGUACCACAACCUACUCAACAACAAUAUAUAGAACAGUAUGUACAACAGCAGAAUCAGCAAAGUCAACAACAGAUUAUGCAGCCGGUGCAACAGCAAGUGAUGCAACCUGUACAACAACAACAGCAACAACCACCGCCGCAGCAAAUUAUCCAACAGGUGCAGGUACAACAACCUCAACAACAAGUCCCACAACAGAUGAUGCCGCAACAACAGUAUGUACAACCGCAACAACAGGUACAACAGGUGAUGAUGCAGCAACAACCUCCACAACAGCAAACGCAACCACAAACACAACCGGUUCAAGUGUUACCGCCGAAUGUAAUGAUGCAACAGCAAUCUCAACAACAGUUGCAACAACCGCCACCACAGCAACUGCAACAAACACCUAGUCAACAUCAGCCUAUAAUGCAAUCUUCGGCUAGUCAACAAACCCUACAAACUGUGCCUAUGCAGCAACAGCACGUACAACAAGUGCAACAUGUACAACAGGUCAUGCAACAACAUCAACCCGUGAUGCAGCAGAUUCCUCAACAUUCUAUGCCGCAACAAUAUACUCAUCCGACUUUAACGAAUGUCGGACAUAUUCAACCGGCUGUAAUGCAACAACAACCACCACCUCAACAACAACAACAACAUCAGCAACAUAUUCAGUAUAUUCCGCAACAAGCACCCCAGGAGGCAAUCAACGAGUUGGAACAACAGAUGUAUUUGUUGCAGCAACAACAACAGCAGCAGCAGCAGCAACAACAACAACAAUCUGUAGAGAUUACACAACAUCAUAGAUUAUCAACUGCUUCAUUGCCACCGAUGGCUACAUUCGAGCAGAAUGUCGACCAACAUUCAAGGAGGAUGUCCACAACUUCACAACCACCUAUUAUUGAUUAUGGAUAUCAAUAUCCUGAUGUUUUACUACAGCAACAACAACAACAGCAGCAGCAGAUGUCACAACAGACUCAAAAUCAACAGGUACAACAAGUACAACAGCCGGUACAACAGGUACCUCAACCUGUACAACAAAUUCAACCCCAACAACAACAACAACCACCACCUGUGCAACAACAGCAAUACUACCAAUCACAAGGCCCUUAUGUUGAGUAUAAACCCAUGGCGCCACCCGAAGGAGAGGAACCUAAAGAUGACCACACUCAGCAACAACCGCAACCUCAACCACAGCCUCAACAACCCGCCGCAAUUAAUCAGCGUGAUGAUUCCACAACGGAUCAAUACACAAUCAAGCCGGAGUUUGGCGAUAUGAAACUGCUCGAUGAUGCUACACUUCAACAACAGCAGGUUGCCUUCCAAGGGUUGAAAACCUCACUGGCUGAAAAGAUGAAUACUCAGUUUGCGUGUCGUGAAAGUCUCAAUAGCAGCGGCACGGUAUCGCGGAAGACAUCGACUGCUAGCGAAUACACACCCGAACAUACCUAUGUGCAUGAUACGCGUCCGUUGUACACGGAAACCACAGCGAUUAGUUACGCGCCGACGAAUACGGAAACAUCGACUAUAGUUACGGAUAGUAUGAGUAUUCCGGUUGUACAGGCGGAUGUGAACGAUGGCAAACAAAAGGUGGACGUUAAAAUCGUCCAUCUUGAGAAUCCAGAGGGCAGUGAUGCUGGUGUGGGCGGAGUUAUUGAAUCUGUUGAAGGUGUAGCUGCAAAACCAACUGUGACUAUCCCACCAUUGGGGAUAGAUACAAGUGGUGGUGAGGGUCAAGGUCAGUUGAAGGUUCAAACACCCAAACAGCGGAAGAUAUCGAUAUUCUUGGUGAGUCCGGUUAAUUCCGGUCAAUUGGAGUUGCCACCUACAACUGCGGAAAUAAAAGAAAAAGAGGAGGAGUUUGAUCAUGACAAGGAUAAAGACACGGAGUCCUUAUCAGAACGUCGUGAUUCAGUUGAAUCUUCAGAUAUGAGUUCGUCGACUGCAACUGUCACCGGCCCGUUGUCGAUUCCCAUCUCGGCUUCGACCAGCGCUAAUGUGACUGUUUCCGGCAGUGUGGAGAAUGUGUCCAAUGAGCCGUUGGUCUGUGGCCCGGAGAUGAUCACACUGGAGCAGCUUAAGAUGAGUUUGGAGGUGCUCAAACAAGGUGGGCCUGUGAGUCUCAAGGAAUCUUUGGAUGUCAAAUCGUCUGCCACAUCCACACCAACGACAUCUACCGUCUCGCAGACGAGUUUAUCGUCACAGGUUGCUAGUAAUACAAUUACAACUAUGGUUGUAUCGAAUGUGGUGCAGUCUGCGCCUGCGCCGGUGCCUGCACCUGUUGCGCUUCCGGUUGUACCGACUGCAGCGCCGCCAUUGACUACCCUCCCGCCUGUAGUACAGAGCUUCCCGACCGUAACGCCCACUCAAGGUGCUGGGAAUGUUGUUGCGCCUGCGGCUAUUGUUGGAACCGGUGGGGUGGAGCAUGUGGCGCUGCCGCAGCUACCGCAGCUAGUUCCGAAUACUGCCACUGCGGUUCAACAACAACAACAGCAGCAAGCUGCGGCGGUGAAACCAGUCGCGACGGUUUAUCCAAUGGCGCCGAGUGCGUAUAAUGUGUUGCCGCCUAUGCCGCAGCAGCAAGUACAACAACAACCACAAGCACAGCCGCAGUACACGAAGAGUAUACCGCAAAGCACGUCGCUGCCGCAGGUCAGCGCCGCCAUUCCGCAGCCAAUCGUUACACUGCCGCCGCUUCCGCUUGAAAGUCAACCGUCGGUGGAGCCUAUCGCUGCGAAUGGCACAUCUGCAGUUGCAGCCAAUGUCGAGACAAAAAAGUCGCUUCCGAAUCUCAAGUUAGUUAUAGAAGGUAAUGGUACUCAAAAUAGUUUGCCCGGCACUCCUCAAGAUAAUAAAUACUCGGCGCACAUGCAGAGCCUGCAGCAGAAACUCUCAUCGAUUACAAUGACCGGCCAAGUACCCGGUCCAUUAAGUCCACAAACCACACUAGUCUCAGUCGACUUUCCGAAGAACGCAGCCGGUGAUGGCAAACCGACGGGAACCGGUGAGAGCGCGCCUAAUAGUGGUAGCGCCACCUCCGAGCUGCUUUCCCCCGUACAGGAACAACCUCAAAACGACACGAAGCUUUGCGACCUCAACGCCGAAAUCGCCAAGAUUCACUCGCGGCGCGAGAGUGUCAUCGAACAAUCUUCCACUACAACGUCACUAGUUUCAUCACCAGUGGCGGAGUUGCCCAAGACAUUAGCUCCGCCCCCCGAAGGUGGGGUUUUGACCACGAGCAAACCGAAGGAGCGUCGAGUGUCGAGGUUUAAGGUCAGCGUAGUCACCGAACCGGAUCGCAGCAAGUUGGAGAUUCCGGUGGAAGCGCAAUCGACAUCAGCGCCGUCUACACAAACUAGUCAACAAGUCUUUCAGCAUGUCGCACAUGCGCAAACCCAGCAACCGCCUAUGGUGUACCAUCAAGGACAGCAAAUGCAAGUGCAGGGUCAUCCUCAGCUUGCGGCCGGAUUGGGCCAGGUGGCGACACAUGUGAUUGCGCAAGCGCAGCCACAAGGCCCGCAGCAGUCCGAAGACAUCACCUCAGUGAUUAAUCACUCUUUUGAGAAGCUACUAGAAGCUGCUACAAGCUAUCCAAAGAAAGAUGAUUUGGCGCAAGUUUCAUCCGUCCCUGUGCCGAGCAGCGCACCGAAGGAGUUCCGCAAGUCGUUCUCGUUUGUUGACCUAGCGGCACAAAUCGCAACUAUCCUUCCGAAACAUGGCGACCGUGCGUCAUCCGGUACAACCGCGCAAACCGCCGAAGCGAAAUUUAUCCAAUCGACGGGUUCGGUGAACACGCGUAAGAUUAGCAACGUGCGCCGGAGCACAAUGAAAAUCCCCGAGAUACGCAUCGACCCGCCGACGGACUUUACCUCUUCCAUGCCGGACAUUGCCAGUUGUUUCAAAGAGAUGCACAUGCAACCGGAGGUGACAUCACCCACCGACAACUAUGACUUCGGUAGUUGCCCAGAUUUAUUCCAUGGCAGGAUACGCACGCUGUCAAACAGCAGUUGUCCGCCAAUACUCGUGAACGAUUUUAAGGUUAAAGAGGUUAAAGGCGCUGGAGGAGGGUCGAUGCGCAAACGAAAAAUCGCUGUCAGCGGUACGCGUCGCAGGUUAAGCUUUCAAUACCGUCGUGGGCGUGGCGAACAACGAAUCAAAAUCCGCGCACGCACAAUAGUCACACCCACCAUAACACUUUCGGAUAGCAACCAAACCGAAGUCAGUAUUUCAAAACCGGAUUCGUUGCCAUUGAACACAAGCGAUCGCAUUGUCAUCCAACAUGAUUUCCGUCCAAAAUCACCACCUGCGCAAUUCUACCGCCCCGGUUCACCACCCCCAUGUACAUCCGGCGUGUCCACACUUGUCUCACCACCGAAAUCGACGAAAAAGAGCUGCAGUCCAUCGGAUCUGCUCAAAAACAAGCUGAAACAAUCGCUGUCGAUGCAGAACCUGCAUAGUAACACCAAGAAGGAGUGUUUUGAUCCGAGCAGUUCCUAUCAUACGGUACACUCACCGGAUGAUCUACCCGCUGAGGUAGUGGCUUUCCUACGGCGCGAUUCGCCUAUCACCAUACCAGUCACCGUGAGCAGCACAUCAUCGCUGGCGCGCUGCUGCUGUGGACUGGCUGACUGCCGCCGAAACAAUCUAUCAAUCACCGAAUUUCUGGAGACGUAUUUCGAGCGUGUGGAUGAAACAUUCGAGGAGAUGCUGAAUCGACAAAAGUCCGAGCUGAAUGCGCUGAUGGAGGCUCACCGCAAGCAGCAGUUGGAGUAUAUGGGUUCAUUAUCUGCAAGUCGGAGAAACAACCAAAGUUAAGAUGAUUCAACCUAGACGACGUAGACGACUACUCUAAAUGACCUAAAAUCUCGCAUAGCAACGUUUCUUCUCUUCUCUUCGUCUCAUCGCGUAACUAGUAGCCCCGCCCACACCCCACGUACCCAAUUUAAUCCUAUAAUCGAUAAACAAUCUCUAAACAAAUAAAAUCGUUAGCUAGAGAUGCACGGAACGCGACCGACUUGCAUAUUCGAGAGAAGGACAACAAAAAAAAAACAAGUGUGUGAUAAAUAUGUAUAGAUUAUUGUUUAUAUUGUACAUUCAUAUAUAGUUAGUUAGCCAUAGACACUUAUUACUACGAUAAUCAGCUGAUAUACAAUAUAACAAAACGUAUAUUGUAA